This is a messenger RNA of Cyprinodon tularosa, 1883 nucleotides long. It is a transcript of the gene ppp1r3da, whose product is annotated as protein phosphatase 1, regulatory subunit 3Da. Gene Ontology annotation, cellular component: protein phosphatase type 1 complex. The transcript has 2 exons. Gene Ontology annotation, molecular function: protein phosphatase 1 binding; glycogen binding. The coding region runs from base 290 to 1213 and encodes 307 amino acids. The record is from RefSeq and is a predicted model, not a curated record. Gene Ontology annotation, biological process: regulation of glycogen biosynthetic process. NCBI's taxonomy places the organism in Eukaryota, Metazoa, Chordata, Actinopteri, Cyprinodontiformes, Cyprinodontidae.
ACCCUGUGAAUGUGCGCACUGUACGCUUCCUGUUCACUGUGCGUACGUUAGCUGAUUUUUAACGAGUUUACGUCGGUUUCAUUAAAGCUACUGGUGUUUAUAGUGAGUUACUGGGUUUAUGACUGAAAGCAUUCUUGUAAAUAUUAUGAUUGAGAGCAACCUGCAGCACUUUUAGACAAUAUGGAGGACCAAACGUCAGCUACUGUCUUUCUACAGCCUGCAUGCAACUGAGGCUUCAUAUGUUUGCAGGGAGAGGCCUGCUCCUUGGUGAGAACAGCUCUCUGAGAAAAUGGACAGAGGGUGGUUCGUUGGAAACGAGAGGAUACUUUCCUCCGAAUCUCAACAGCGAUUGUCCAGCAGUGUCUCUACGCCCUGCUUGACUAUAAACGUGAGCAAAUUGCUCGAAGCUGACAAGCCCAGCUCCAUGAGGAAGCCUGUCCCGAUCCGCCCUCCAGGCCCCAGAGUUACUCGCCCAAAUGAACAGAAAAGCCACCCCUUCCUCACCUGCGAGCCCACCCCAAAGCCCAUCAUCCGACAACGAUCACGAUCUCUGCCUUCUGCCUCCGAGAGCAAAAAGAAGCGAACCAGAGGGAUUGGGGUGAGGUUCGUCGACUCUCUGGGACUCGACCUGGAAGAUGUUAGGGUUUUCAAGUCUGGUGAGGACCCGUUUGUGCCUGAGCAUGUUACCUUUAGACUCCUAAUGGGUGCUGAGAUGACAGAUGGAAGGCAUCUGGAGAUCAACUUGCCGUACCUAAAGCCAGUUUUUUCCCAACAACCUGGUGACCAGCCAGGGUUUCUGCAGCGUCUUCAGGAGCAGAAAGUGUGCCUAGAGAGGGUGUUGUGUUUUGAGCUGGGUAUUAUUGGAAUCACGCAAGUCCUAAAUUUAGAGUUUGGAAAAGAAGUUACAGUUCGGUAUUCAUUUACAGAGUGGAGAAACUCUGCAGAAACUAAGGCUUCCUGGGUAUCCACUGUCACCAAGACCUGGGAUGAAGGAGAAAGAGGAAAAGAAAUGAGUUGUGAUACAUUUCGUUUCCACCUGCCUGUUCCUCCAUCCCUUCGACCAGGAGCGCAAUUGGAGUUCACUAUUCAAUACAGAGUCUGCGGUGCUGAAUAUUGGGAUAACAACAAUGGAAAGAAUUAUAAAUUAGUCUGCCAAAACUACAAAUUAACUGUGCCUAAAGAAUGUGAAGACAGCAUGGUGCAUUUCAUUUAGAAUAAGACUACAUGGAAAAUGUAUUUUGAGCACUUGGUGCCUACUGGUUUUAAGACAUAGUUCUGCUAGAAAGUUUACAAACCCUCCCAUUAAAGAACAUUAUAAAUUCACAAUUCCUUUGUAAUCCAAAUAACUCAAAACUAAAAAAGGUAAUAAUUGAAAAAAAUUAACUAAAUAUGAAUUUAGUAUUGGAAAAUAUUAACAAAAACGAAUGAUUCUAAAAAAAACUAUCUCAGGCAAAAAAACGAAAACAAAAAAAAAACAGGGAUGCGACAUACCUGUCAACAGGUGCAGAAAUCUGACUGAACAUUUCCUAAACAUUUUACAUAAAAACUCAUUUUAGUGAUUGCCUCAAAUUGUUGCUCAACAAAAUGUAUGUGUGUAUCUAUCUAUCUAUAUAUAGAGAUAGAUAUAGAUAUAGAUAUGUGUGUGUUUAAUGUACAGUAUUUUACUGCCAGAUCUUUUUUUUCUGUCUUUAUUGGAAGAGUAUGUAAACUUUCAAGCAAAACUGUAUAUGAGGAAUAACAACAGAUUAGAUUUUCUUGAUUUAAGCACUAAUAUAAUUAUGAUUAUGUCUUGAAUAUCAAGCACUUUGAUAGUGAUUCAAGCACUAAAGCACAAAUUGCAUAUAUAUAUAUCACUGAUUAAAUAAAAUGAUUUCAUGUUGUAC